GUGCAAACUAUAGUUGUAGUCAUAAAAUAUAUAUAAAAACAUAUUUAUCUUGAUAAGUUUUUUUAGUUGUUUAUCAUGAGUCUAUCAGAUUAAAAAUUUAUUUUAUUUUGAAGAAGUUGUAACUAAAAUGAUUAAAGCUAUUUUGGUAUUUAAUAAUCAUGGCAAGCCGAGAUUAUCGAAAUUUUAUCAUUAUUUUAAUGAAGACAUGCAGCAGCAGAUAAUAAAAGAAACGUUCCAACUGGUGUCUAAAAGAGACGACAACGUCUGCAAUUUUUUAGAAGGUGGAAGUUUGAUUGGUGGAUCUGAUUAUAAACUUAUUUAUAGGCACUAUGCAACUCUUUAUUUUGUAUUUUGCGUCGACAGUUCGGAGUCCGAGCUGGGGAUACUUGACUUGAUUCAGGUGUUUGUCGAGACACUGGACAAGUGCUUCGAAAAUGUCUGUGAGCUAGACCUGAUAUUUCAUGUCGACAAAGUCCAUUACAUUCUCAACGAGCUGGUGAUGGGCGGGAUGGUUCUGGAGACCAACAUGACUGAGAUUCUCACGAGAAUCGAGGACCAGAACAAGCUCGAAAAGCAAGAGGCGGGAAUAACAGCAGCACCUGCACGAGCUGUUUCAGCGGUUAAAAAUAUGAACAUUCCUCAGCAAAUAAAAGAUAUGAAACUUCCUGAUCUACCGCAAGCUAUCAAAGAUCUUAAAUUUUGACAUCUGUUAUCACUAAUUAUCAUUAUCAUUGUAUGCAUUUAUUUUUAGAUUAAUAAAAUAUAUAAAUCAUG
Molecule: messenger RNA, 774 nt
Organism: Microplitis demolitor
Lineage: Eukaryota; Metazoa; Arthropoda; Insecta; Hymenoptera; Braconidae
Gene: or
Product: AP-3 complex subunit sigma-2
Exons: 4
Coding region: 128-703 (191 amino acids)
Biological process (GO): Golgi to vacuole transport; intracellular protein transport
Cellular component (GO): AP-3 adaptor complex; membrane coat; intracellular membrane-bounded organelle
Source: RefSeq, a predicted model, not a curated record